UGUGCAGAGCGUUGCCCCCUUUCUGAUGACUGGUAACGGGACUCCCGAGACCCUGCCCUGCCUCCCCCCUCCCGACCCCCAAGCUUUGCUCCCUCCCCUCCCAGCUGGGCUUCCUCUGCUUCCGGGCGGGGAUGGGAGCUGCUGCAGCCUGCAGGUUGCUGUGCUCAUUGUUCAUCCCUGGAUUGUUCCUAAGUGGAGCUUUAUGUCUCUGUUUGGUUGUACUACUGUGGGGAGUACGGCUGUGGCUACAACAAAGGAAAAAUCAGUUGGCCUCAACAGGAAAAGAUGGGAAACAUCAAUUGGUUGUUGCAUUUUUCCAUCCAUAUUGCAAUGCAGGUGGUGGAGGGGAGAGAGUCUUGUGGUGUGCCAUAAGAGCACUGCAGAAAAAGUACAAAGAUGCAAUAUAUGUUGUCUAUACUGGCGAUAAAGAUGUCACUGGAGAACAGAUUGUAGAAAGUGCUUUCAGAAGAUUCAACAUCAAAUUAACUCAUCCUUUGAAGUUUGUGUUUCUAGAAAAACGUUACCUUGUGGAGGCCUCUCUUUACCCCUACUUCACUUUGCUGGGUCAAAGCUUAGGGUCUGUGUUUCUUGGUUGGGAAGCUCUUAUGAAGUGUGUUCCUGAUGUUUACAUUGACUCAAUGGGUUAUGCCUUCACAUUGCCUCUGUUUAAGUACUUAGGAGGUUGCCGUGUUGGGUGUUAUGUUCAUUAUCCAACUAUCAGCACUGACAUGCUUUCUAUGGUUAGGAGUCAGAAUGCCAGAUUUAACAAUGCAGCCUUCAUUACAAGGAACCCCCUUCUCAGCAAACUCAAACUUGUCUAUUACUACUUGUUUGCUUUUGUAUAUGGAUUGGUUGGUUCUCGCAGUGAUGUCGUUAUGGUUAAUUCUUCAUGGACCCUAAAUCACAUCCUUUCCCUCUGGAGAGCUGGCGCUUGUACAAGUGUUGUGUAUCCACCUUGUGAUGUUCAGACAUUCCUGGAUAUUCCAUUACAUGAAGAAAAGAGCACCACAGAAUAUUCCAUUGUCUCGCUAGGACAGUUUAGGCCCGAGAAGGACCAUCCUUUGCAAAUCAGAGCCUUUGCUAAAUUCUUGGAAAAGACAGCUCUGGGGCAGCAGUCCUUGCCAAAGCUCAUCCUGAUUGGAGGCUGUCGUAACCAACAAGAUGAGCAGCGUGUAAACAGACUUAAAAAGCUUUGUGAAGAGCUAGGCGUUGACAAAAAGGUGGAGUUCAAAGUAAACAUUCCAUUUGAGGAGCUAAAGCAGUACCUGGCAGAGGCAAUUAUCGGUCUGCACACCAUGUGGAAUGAGCACUUUGGAAUUGGAAUAGUUGAAUGUAUGGCAGCUGGCACAAUUAUUCUGGCUCACAAUUCUGGGGGCCCCAAACUAGAUAUCGUGGUACCCUAUGAAGGACAUAUUACAGGAUUUCUAGCAGAAAAUGAGGACGAUUAUUCUGAGACCAUGGCUCAGAUCCUUUCUUUGUCUCCUGAAAAGAGGCUGGAAAUCAGACAAAAUGCUCGCCAGUCUGUGAACAGAUUUGCUGACCAAGAGUUUGAAGGGGCGUUCCUAUUGUCUGUGGAGCCGUUAUUUAAAUAAAUGUCAUAUUUGCGUACGUGGAUAAUAACUUUUUAUACCUAUGUCACUUGUAAAUAUUUUUUUAAUCUAUGCUAUCAUGGUGCAAUAAAGAGUCCUAUACUUCUAUUAGGACAUCA
Messenger RNA from Mauremys reevesii (Reeves's turtle), 1708 nucleotides. It is a transcript of the gene ALG11, whose product is annotated as ALG11 alpha-1,2-mannosyltransferase. Gene Ontology annotation, cellular component: endoplasmic reticulum membrane. Gene Ontology annotation, biological process: protein N-linked glycosylation. Gene Ontology annotation, molecular function: GDP-Man:Man(3)GlcNAc(2)-PP-Dol alpha-1,2-mannosyltransferase activity. Lineage: Eukaryota; Metazoa; Chordata; Testudines; Geoemydidae. The record is from RefSeq and is a predicted model, not a curated record. The coding region runs from base 132 to 1592 and encodes 486 amino acids. The transcript is spliced from 4 exons.